This is a messenger RNA of Stegodyphus dumicola, 1879 nucleotides long. RefSeq lists its product as uncharacterized. The record is from RefSeq and is a predicted model, not a curated record. NCBI's taxonomy places the organism in Eukaryota, Metazoa, Arthropoda, Arachnida, Araneae, Eresidae.
UCUAUAUUCAAAUAACAAUGCUAAUAAUAAAUUUAAACCGCUUACUAAUUUAAAUCGGUUUAAUCCUAAAUAUGAUCAAAGUGGGCUAUACUGUAUUAAAGAAAGAUGAAACUAAAAAGCUUCAAAAUUCGUAAAUAGUGUGGAAAAUAUAGUUCAUAGUCUGUGUUUAAUGACUCACAGAAAAAGACAGCCAUCAAUUAGCACUAACACGACGUGUCGUUAUGUUUACAAUCAGCAAUUGAUGUGUGGUGCAGAAUCGACGCAUGCGCAUUUUUAUUUUUCAGUAGUGAUGUAGAAAAUGGCGUCGACGAAGUCGUUGGAAGAUAUGCUGCUGUCUUCAGACAUCGACGAGUCGGCGGUGAGUGCACUUGUCGGUUCUCUUGAAUCGCAGCUGUCAUCAUCAGAUGCACAUUAUCCUCGAAAUGAAUUAUCAGCUCCUUCUAUCAACAAUAAUCACAUAGCAAAUGCAUCUGUCGCAGAUUGCGUUACUAGAAUGCCUGAUGGACAAAAACAUGGUGCACUUUUAGGCAGUUUAUUAGAACAAGGUAGUGCGAACACGAACAAGAAUUUAGUAAAUUCUCAAAUUAUGGGAUUGAACGCUGUUUCAUCUCAAACUUUGUCGAAUGCAGUUAUAGUUUCUUUACCUGGAGCUUUGCCUGCAAGUGGUUAUUUAAAUCAAGUUAGCUCAACGCAACAAGCCUUGCUUAACUCCUCCGUUGUAAGCAGGCACGUAAGCAGUGCUGAUAUAAAGCUCGUUUAUUCACCUCACUCCACAGCAUCACAGUUCUCAUCGCCCGUUACUUCAACAGUGGUAACUUCAGGUGUUAUUACAUCGAAUCAAUUAUCACGGAAUAAUUUUAAAGUGACAUCUUUACAUAAUGGAAGUUCGAAUUUCAACGCGGGACAGAUUGUGACUGUGACUUCGGGUGGCCCAGUUUUAACGGGGCCGCAAACCAGCGCUGCAACGUUGAGUGCAAUGCAGAAUCUUGCCAAUAUAGCAUCUCAGCAACCUCGCAUUCAAGUUGUGAGUCAGAGUGGACAGCAUCAAACAAUCUCGCAGCAACAAUUGAAUGCCUUAAACGCAAAGAAUGUUUCACCUAGGAAUCAAAUCGAUACUAAGACUAAACAAAAUUCUCCGCAAGUGUCUCGGCCAGACUGCAAUAAUCUACAAAAUUCGGGGGUUGACCAACGUCAGUCUCCUUCACCAGUGUUAACAAAUCAUUAUCAGGUCCUUAGUGGCCAGGCAUCUGUGAUUACCUCCAAACCUAAUCAAGUGUCUCAUUUGUCAAAUCCAUCUGUAAAUGUUGUUACUCAGGUUGUAACAAAUCCUAAUAUGUUGCCUCCCAGUGUACAGAUUCUUAAUGUUAACCCAACUCGAUUUGGGCAAAAAACAUUAGCUCCUAGAGGAUUAGUGCUUGGAAAUCAAGUGCGAAUAGCACCCCAGAUGUUGCGACAAGGCACACCUAUUCAAGUUCCUGGUCAAGGUACAAUUGCUUUACCUGCUGGUAUGCGAGGAGCUAUUGUAGUCAGAGCUGAUGGUAGUCAGUAUCAUCUUCUUAAUGUGGCUCCUCCCCCUGGAUUGCAAUCUAGUUCUACUACUUCUCAGAAUACAACAUACAGGCUGCAGUCAUUAUCAGCUGGUGUUCCGGGUAUAAUUAGAACGUUAUCUCCUCAACAAGUUGUAUCUGUUCCAGUCUCUUCAGCUACUAUAAAAACACUACAGUGGGUCAUCAAAGACAUAAUCAGCCACCGUAUUGGCUCAGGGCGUUUCCGGGCCCCAAUGCACGAGAUGGAACAUGCAGUUAGAAGAGCUGCAUCAACUGUUAUCCUAUCAUCCAUUCAGCACCACUUGCCAGUUCGCAGGGACCCAGAGAAAUGA